Homo sapiens (human) is the source of this 1046-nucleotide messenger RNA. RefSeq lists its product as uncharacterized. NCBI's taxonomy places the organism in Eukaryota, Metazoa, Chordata, Mammalia, Primates, Hominidae. The record is from RefSeq and is a predicted model, not a curated record. Bases 336 to 812 code for a protein of 158 amino acids. The transcript has a single exon.
GUCAGAAAUCGGAUAUCUACACUUCCCCGUCUCCCAAAAGAGCUUCCCUCCUUAGGCGUCCGGAGGUCUCUUGGAUUUUUCACUGCUAAUCCCAUCUGUCUUCACUAGACUCACUUCCCACAACUUGCUCCAGGAGGGGCCUAUGUGGACACUGAAGGCGACUGGGGCGGUUCCUCUUCUGAUGUAGUUAGCUCUCAGUUAGCUCACCGCCCAGUUCUCCUUGAUCUCUCCGGGCUGGACCGCCUCGUAAGCAGGAGGAGCAUAGAAGGAGGCGGGCUCCACAAGCUUGAUCUUCUGAAUCCCCUUGUCUCUGUAAACUUCCCCUGGAAGAAGCGAUGCACUGGCGAAGCCAUGUGAGGGGGGCUUUUGGUUCCAGAGAGACAGCCCGAGAGCCCCAGUGGGAACCAUCCGGAGACCCAGAAGAUCGAAUUCGCGGGACGGCGCGUUACCUUCCAACACCGCUGGGCCACCACUCUGAGAACCAGAAUCAGCGGUACUGGGGCUUCCCCACGGGACAGGAGCGCGUUCUUUGGAUUCCCCUGGUGCGGCGUGCACAACCUUCGGACGAAGAGUCCACGCCUGCCACCCAGGAGGAGGCCCAGGCGCAGGCAGGAGUGGCGGCCGCAGCCUCGUCGGAGGAGCCCGGUCACUGCGCUCCGCGGCCGCCACACGCGCCGCGAUCGGCCCUCUUCGAAGACUGGUCGCGGGAACCAGAGAGGUCUGACGAUGGGGACCUCUCGGAGUGUCGUCGCCCUGCUACUGAGCCUUGGCGGCCACCGGGCUCAGCCUGGAGGCUUCCUUGUGCAGCAUAGGCCGCCUGUCCGCCAAGAAGACCGCAGCCUGCCUGGGACGGCCGCCCUGGGCGCUCAGAAGCCAGGAGAUGUCCAACGAGGCCCUUGGGUUCCUGAUCCUCUGCCCAAGAACUGGGUUUCCGUAAUGCCUCUGCUCUGUUCCCAUGCCACUCAGGAGGCUGUGGCUGAGCAGCGCUUCGGACACAUUAUUCUCUUUAGUCUGUUCUCGGAAUAAAAUCCAACGCCAAGGCAAAA